Molecule: messenger RNA, 2109 nt
Organism: Mugil cephalus (flathead mullet)
Lineage: Eukaryota; Metazoa; Chordata; Actinopteri; Mugiliformes; Mugilidae
Gene: trub1
Product: TruB pseudouridine (psi) synthase family member 1
Exons: 8
Coding region: 220-1056 (278 amino acids)
Biological process (GO): tRNA modification; mRNA pseudouridine synthesis
Cellular component (GO): mitochondrion
Molecular function (GO): RNA binding; pseudouridine synthase activity
Source: RefSeq, a predicted model, not a curated record
CAGCGCUCGCUAAAAUUAAAGGAGUUUCUCCAGUCGGGGACGAAAUAUUAAAGAGUUCAAAACGUUUUUCGGUGCCUUUUUGUAGGUAUUGAGAAAAUAUCAUUCUUAACUUAUUUAACCAGCAGAUGGCGGAAAAUACUGCAACGGCCCACGUAGUCAGGUGGCAGCUGAAUAGAAGAAGAGGAACAUUGGCUGUGACGGAAGAAGAGCAAAACAAGCAUGGCCGGAAACAUUACUACUACCGCGUCUCCCAUAACUAGUUCUUUGUCAAAAUUGCAGUCUUUAAAUGGAUUAUUUUCAAUAUACAAAAAACAAGGUCCGACAUCUGCUGACGUGUUAAAUGCCCUCAAAGAAGCUUUACUGAAGGAAGCGGGUGUCCAGAACCCAAAUCCGAGGAAGAGGAAGAAGCAGAGCCUGAAGAUGGGGCACGGAGGGACCCUGGACAGUGCCGCAAGUGGAGUGUUAGUUGUUGGUGUUGGGAACGGUACAAAAAUGCUCAGCACAAUGUUGACUGGCUCAAAGAAAUAUGUUGCUGUGGGGGAGCUGGGAAAAGCCACUGAUACUCUUGAUGCCACUGGCAGUGUGAUUCUGGAGAAAGAUUUUGGACAUAUAACCAGACUGGACAUUGAGGAACAGCUCAAAGCAUUCACUGGUGACAUCAUGCAAGUGCCUCCACUCUACUCAGCACUGAAAAAAGAUGGCCAACGUCUGUCUAUCCUGCUGAAGAAAGGUCACAAGGUGGAGGCCAAGCCAGCCAGGCCCGUCACAGUGUACAACCUGACCCUGCAGGAGUUCAAGCCUCCUUUCUUCACCCUGGAUAUUGAGUGUGGUGGUGGAUUUUACGUCAGAAGCUUGGUGGAUGACCUAGGAAAAGCUCUGUCAUCAUGUGCACACGUGAAGGACCUGAUCAGGACAAAGCAGGGUCAGUUCUGCUUGGAGGAGCACGCCUUGCACGAGGAGCAGUGGACGCUGGAACACAUCCUGCAGUCGCUGCAGCCCUGCUCCGAGGGAGACCAGGAGGUGGACCACCCAAAACCACCAAGGGCUGACUCCUGAGGAGCACCGGGACCAACAGUUACCCAGAACUCUGGUUGCUGUCUGACUGAUUAUUGGCAUGAAUUGCAUGUUUGACUUUUUCCAGUUCAGUUUUUUUUCAUAUAUCUAUAGCAACAAUUACUACCCAGAUUGUCUUCAUACAUUUCCUGUAAAGAAAACAGUAGCACUAAAUGUCUCAUGUCCUUAAGGUGCAUUUGUUGGCAAAUUAAGGGUCCAGAAGAAAGGUGACUAUUAAAAUGAUUAUGUAUUCUUUAAAUGAAUCCGCUAUUGGAAUUUUACACAGAUGUUAUUUGUGUGAAAAUGUACUUUUAGUGGUGACUUGAAUAGUCCUCACAUAAAUAAAAUAUGGUUUCCAAAUGUUAUUCAGCAGAUAAAUAUUUUCCACUGUACCCUGGGGGGGAAAAAAUCUUUAUAAUAGUUUUUCAUUUUGUUUUACUAUGGACGUAAAACGCCAAUACACAUGAGUAGGUGAAUAUGAUAUUUGGAUUUUUGCAUUUUCACUCAAAUACACAUUUCUAAUUGUUGUUGUGGAGAUUUUUCAUUUUCAAGUUUAACCUAUUUCUCCCUAUGAUGUAGUCCCGUAUAUUCUUCCAUAGAGAUGUGACACAUUUGUUACACUGUUUUUUGAACUCAUUGGGCCGUUGCACUGACUGCUGACUCUGCUCUACAUUCUUGUGGCCUUUGUCUCAUUUGCAAUUUAAGUUUUAGUUAAGUUGCGGAACCCCCCUCGUGACCUUGGUCUGGACAUCUUGAUUUAGAUUUUCUUGGUUGUAACUCCAGCUGUGGAGCCUUCUAUAACCAUCAUGGAAAAAACAAGCAGAUAGACAUGUUAGCUGAUGUACCUUGGGGUGAAUGUGUGAGAAUGAUGUAAGGUUUUCUCUACUGUACCCCAACAAAAAAAGGCGUCAAUGAUUUUUUUUUAAUUAUUUUAUUCUGUAAAAACAAGAGCAGUUUAGUUUUUAAGAAUGCUCUUCUUGAUGUAUGUAAGCAUUGAUACAUCAGCAGUGUCUGUUCAGUUUGUUCUUUAUCUGCUAAUUAAAAAAUAUAAACACA